Messenger RNA from Oreochromis niloticus (Nile tilapia), 6193 nucleotides. RefSeq names its product up-regulator of cell proliferation-like. The record is from RefSeq and is a predicted model, not a curated record. Lineage: Eukaryota; Metazoa; Chordata; Actinopteri; Cichliformes; Cichlidae. Bases 218 to 4918 code for a protein of 1566 amino acids. Gene Ontology annotation, molecular function: GTP binding. The transcript is spliced from 3 exons.
CUCAAAGAUAUCAACGGUAAAGGAACAACAAUUCUACUGCCAACACAGCAAAAACAGGAAAAUCAAACAACAAAAACCAAAAAAAAAACUGGAUGAUAGAAUGAAACAUUUGAGAGAUCUCUUCAAGAUCAAGCAAGCAAGAAACUGAGACUAACUACAUGAACUGCUCCACACACAAGAUUGUGAGACCAGAGGACCUUUUUCAGGCUCUGAAGAAAUGGACGGUCGCAAAAGCCAGUCUGUUAAGAAAUCUGCAAUCACAGAGACAAAGCUGGAAAACUUAUUGGAGGAUCUGGACAUUAAGCAGUACUACGAAGAGAAGCUAUCACUUGGCAGAAUACUUGAGAUUAAUAAGAAGACCAUCACUGAUCAGCCUGCCAAGAGUAAUUCAGAUCUUCUAUGGUGUUUUCUAAAGAAACUGAUGAUGGUUAAUGUGACAGCUAGAAAUGUGAAAUUAGUGAGUGAAUCAGUUUCUAAUGAUAAAUCAAAGGGUUCAAACGUAGAUUUUGAUGAUCUCUUUGAGUGCCCAAACACUGGUAACAAGCUAAACCCCCUCGAUAUAAUCACUGCUCUCUUUCUGUGUUCUGAUGGUUUUCUGCAGCAGGAAAUGGCACUAAAAAUGUCCCUGUGUCAGUUCUCUGUUCCUCUGCUGCUUCCCAAUUGUGACACCAAUCAGUGCACACUCAUGCUGUGGGCCAUGAGAGACAUUGUUAAAAAGUACAGACCUCAGUCUCUGUCAGACUCCAAGGGCUUCAUUGAAGACAGAAUCGUUCUCUCUGAACUUCCAAUGAUCUCUUUUGUCAGACUGGGUGAGUGCUCUUUGUCCAAGUCAGAGAUUCUCAAUAAGUUUCUGAGCAAUUCUCAGCAACACCAUGACACCUUUGUUCACCGCAACAUGAAGUGUGGUGACAGUCCAAGGGCACUAUCAUACGGAUUGACUGAAAUUACUUGGUAUCUUCCUGGUGGAAACACAAGCAUUGAUAUUUUCAGUCAGCCAGUGGCUGUAGCUAACCUUCGUGGGGACAUUGCUUCAUUUGACACACAAUACUCCUUUCUGUGUCAGACAUCUGCAGCAGUUUUUGUGUUCUUUGACCAUUUAUGCUUUGACUGCAGUCUACUUACCAAACACCUGCACAAGGCACAGAUUUUCUUAGUGGGUAACUAUGAGAGCCAGAGCUUCAGUAAAGAUGCUCUGAAAAAAGUAGCUACUGAAAUGGACUUAACUACAAACAACAUCAUUAUUAAGACGAAACUGAAAAAUGAUGCAGACUUAGUAGAAGAACUGAGAAAAAAAAUCACAGAUGUGGUUGAGAACUCAAAUAUGAAGAUGACAAUAGAGCAGAUGGCAGACAUUGCCCAUGAACUGGGAAUCCUGGUUGAUGAAGACUCUCCAGAGUGUCAGACUGCAAAGAAAAAUGCAGAAGCCAUCACUGCUGAAAUUCAAGACAUCCAUAAAUUCAAAGAAGAUCAGCUUCCACGGCAAGGUAAAAUAUGGAAAGAACUGACCUGCUUAGAGAAAGAAGAGUUUCAACCUCGAAAUGUUGGCUCUAAAAAUAUAGAAGAUUACAAAAGUGAACUUUGGCUAAAGAAACAAGGAAUGCGGAAAAAGCAGAACACUUAUGACAUGUCCACAGCUAUGACAUGUUUCAUUAGUGCAAUAUCAAGCCCAAGAACAGAGAGGUUUUAUUUCUUGAAAUGGAUGCGAAUGAACCUCGAUAACUUGUCUCUUGUAAAACUGUCUGAACUUCGGGAGAAAUAUAAAGAAAAAUGCAAGAACGCUAAGAACAAAGAGGAGAUCAAAGAAAUUUACGAACAAAUUUCCAACAGCUCACUGGGGACUGAACACUUCUUCCGUGAAAUGGGUCAGAUCUAUGAAGCCUCACUGUCCCUUCCACAAACAGAUCUAUCACGUCAACAGCUGCAGCAUCUGCCCAAACUGUUUGCAAAGUUGUUGCUUGAUGGAUUUCCUCUUGAGCUUGUAGAUGGAGAUGCAUCCAACAUCCCUCUCAGAUGGGUGAGUGAUGUUCUCUCUCAGCUCAGUGACUUGGUGUCUCCAAACAGAAAGAUCCUGGUAGUCACAGUUCUUGGAGUUCAGAGCACAGGAAAGUCCACUCUCCUUAACACCAUGUUUGGAGUGCAGUUUGCAGUCAGCAGUGGUCGAUGUACUCGAGGUGCCUUUAUGUUGCUCAUCAAAAUCAAUGAAGACAUGAAAAAAGUCCUAAAGUGUGACUUUAUGCUGAUCAUUGACACUGAGGGCUUAAAGUCACCAGAACUCGCACAACUAGACAACAGCUAUGAGCACGACAACGAGCUUGCUACACUUGUUGUGGGGCUGAGUGAUGUCACCAUUGUCAAUGUUGCAAUGGAGAAUUCAACUGAAAUGAAGGACAUCCUACAAAUAGUUGUGCAUGCUUUUCUCAGGAUGAAGGAGGUGGGGAAAAAAAAGCCUAAAUGUCAGUUUGUUCACCAGAAUGUGUCCGAUGUUUCAGCCCAUGAGAAGAACUCACGAGACAGGAAGCUGCUCCUGGAACAGUUAAAUGAGAUGACCCAGGUAGCAGCCAAAAUGGAAAAGAAAGAGGAGAACAAGAGCUUCACUGAUGUGAUGGAGUACAGUCCAGACACUGGGAAUUGGUACAUUCCUGGACUCUGGAAUGGAAACCCACCAAUGGCACCAGUCAAUGCAGGGUACAGUGAGGCUGUAUAUGAGCUCAAGAAACACAUCAUCCAACUGCUGGGAAACUGUGAGUCAUCUGCUAAUGAUAUCAUGGAGUUUAAAGAGUGGGUGACAAGUCUGUGGACUGCUGUAAAGCAAGAAAACUUCAUCUUCAGCUUCAGAAACAGCCUCGUAGCUGAUGCAUACGUGAGACUCUGCACAGAAUUCAACAAAUGGGAGUGGGAAUUCAAAAAAAAAAUGUACACCUGGGUAAUAAACGCAGAAACAGAGAUUUCCAAUUUUGGUACAGUUGCAGCAAAAUCUGAAUCUUCAGACUUGACAGAAUUGCUCACAUCUUUGAAAAGUAAAGCCUCCAGAGUGCUGUCCACAUGGGAGGAAGAACUUCUCGAAAAUCUGAAACAGUAUUUCAAACAAACAGAGGGUCAUGUUUAUCUUGUAGAAGGAUACAGAGAGGAAUUCUCAAACAGUGCAAAGAGCCUUCGAAAAGAAAUGGAGAGAUCUGUUUUUAAUCAGCUCACAGCAGCAGCAGAAAACAGACGGAAAAAAAUGGCAGAAACUGAAAAAAUCAUAGAGAGUCAUAUAAAAGAGAUUGAAAAGGCAGUUUGUGCACUAAUUUAUGAAUGCCGGAAAAAGAAAGUCCAGAUGAGUGAUAAAGAGCUGGACAAAGAGUUUGAUAAGAUAUGGAAUGUAACUCUAAAGAAACUUUCUUCUUCUGAACAAAAGACAACAGAUGUCUUCAACAACGUAUCUCAGUGCCUGAAAAUAAACCUGUCACGCAGCAGUGUGACUUAUCCAAGUCAAAAAAGUCUGCAGGAUUGUGGAAGAGAGCCUUUCAAAUAUACAAGUGAGAAAAUACUUCACAGAGUGGCUAAAUGGUUCAACACUGACGAUCACAUAAUGGCUGUACAAAAACUGUCUGACAACAUCAUACGUGACUGCACUCAGUUUGUGAGUGAAACAGUGAAAAGCAAAAACAAUUACUCUGACACUUAUAUCCAGGAGAUUCUACACAUCAUUGAUGAGAAACUACAAAACAAUCAAGAUGUUAAGACAAAAAUCGAGUUUGAAGUUUCUCUAAAACAGCACAUCUGUGGAUUUGCAGCCAGAGAGUUUCAGAAGAUGCACAAAGCUUUCAUCCAAGCAAAUGAUCCCUACAGAUAUCUGAUGAAAAACAAGGAAAAGUUUCGUGAUGAUUUCAUUGAUGUGUUCCAUGAAAGAGACCAGUGUCAGAAGAAGGCAGAAGAAUUCACCAACAAAUGCUUAAAACCUGCUGUUGAAGUUUUUAUCAAUCGUUUCCUGGGUCCAGAUAUCAUUGGUGAAAUGAUGACAUGUGAGCAGUUCAGCACACGAAUGUCCUUCCAGUAUUCAAUUUUACUGGAUUUACUUUCAAAGGAUGAUUUUCAAAACUAUGUGAGCUAUACUGACUCAUAUGAGGAUUAUGCAAAGACAUGGAUACUCAACAAAAUAUUGGAGCGCUUCUCAACUGUGUCACUAUUUGAGUUUGAGGACCAACAUCUUCAGUCAUGUAUCAGAAGCAUAAAUGAUGCCAUCGACAAGGCCCAAAGAGGAAAGAGUGAUGAUUUGAAGACAUUUGUUGAAGAUAUUUGUAAAGAAAUUGGUGAUAAACUGGUCAUUUCACAGGAUGCUCUUGGUGCUUUCAUGACCAUGAACAAUGCUGACAAGGAACAGUUUGCUCACUGGCUCACAGUGUCUGUGAAUGAGAUAGCAGAAGAUCUGAGAAAAGAGUCUCAGAGACUGAACAAAACGAAACUACAGCAGCUCCGUGUGCAGCCCCAGAAUGAGCUUUUCAACAAACUGAUUGGUUGUGGCAAACAGUGUCCAUUCUGCAAAGCUCCCUGUGACGCAGGAGGAGGAGGCCAUACUGAGCACUUUGCUUCACUGCAUCGACCAGAGGGUCUGGGUAGAUUCAAGUGGAACAGUACAAAAAGACUUGCCACUGAGAUAUGCUCUUCCUCUGUGAACAGUGACAGCAGCUUUAGAUGCAGUGCUACAAAUGAUAAAUGGCACCCUUAUAAGCGUUACAAGGAAAUGUUUCCAGACUGGAAAAUCCCUCCAGAUGUGAGCCUUGAGGCAUCAGACUACUGGAAAUAUGUGAUGGCAAAGCACAACAGUGAUUUUGCUAAAAUAUAUGAUGCAAUACCUGCUGACAUCCCUCCAGCUUGGAAACAAAUCACCAGAGAUCAGGCAGAAAAAAGUCUCAAAGAGUCAUUUCACAUUAAGUAAGAGGAGUUAUAUUCUUCCUCCUGUUCUUUAAGUGCAGAGUACACAUCCUCAGAUAUUGUAGUAUCGCUUUGUUUUUAUGAUGUAGAUUAAUGUACAUUAGCUACUAUGGCUUACAAUAUGGUAAAAUAAGAACAUUUCUUUUAUUAUUGCUCACUUUGACAUGAGUUUGCAAUUAACACCUAAAAUGAAAAAGAAUCUCCUCAAAUGUGCCUUGUUUUGGUUUGUUGUUGUUAUUUUUUGUUAUUUAUAUUUAUGUUUCUCAUGGAUGCCUGAGUCUGUAUGUAAAUGGCCUGUAUUUGUGUAGUGCUUUACUUAGUCCCUGUGGACCCCAAAACACUUUACGCUACAUUCAGUCAUCCACCCAUUCACACACUGGUGAUGGCAAGCUAGUAGCACCAGUAGGCAACGGGUGAAGUGUCUUGUCCAAGGACACAACGACCGAGACUGUCGGAGCUGGGGCUCGAACCGGCAACCUUCCGAUUACAAGACAAACUACCAACUCUUGAGCCUGUUAUGGAAAAUCUUGAAUAAAAAUUGCAACCAACAGGUGAGCGUGUCUUUGAAGCGAGGUUUAUUAAAAAAGAAAAGAAAAACACUGCAGUGGAGAAAAACGUUCAGAUCACACACCUAACCCGUUUUUCUCUGAUAUCACCCUGAACCCUUUUAUACCUCCCAAACAAAGAACAUUCCACAGCAGAUCAAUUAUUAGCAGAUCCUUAUCUCUUCAAUCUAGGAACAGUUCCGCACCAACCGUCAUCUCAUCUGCAACAGGAUGUCCAAAUCCCUUAAGAGGAGAAUGAGUCUGCUUGUGAAGGUGCAAUAAAACUUGGGCCCCACUUGUGAUCACAUUCCAGAUACAUACAACUGCUGUCAAGAGUGAGCAUUCUAUACUAAGUACAGAAAGUGUUACUACUAUUACUAAAGUGAUGUAAUUAAUACAUAAACUAAAGAAAUUUCCAAUACAAGCCACGAUUGUAUGUGGUAUUAUUCUAUUAAAACUAAAAAGAUCCAUUAGAAUUUAAAGUUGUUUUUAUUUCUGAGGUAUUUACAUAUUCAGUUUUCACCUGAGAAGAAAGUUUUCUUAUCCGAGUAUGUAAUCAUAUUCAGAAAUUAGUCACUUUCUUUGUCUGAUUUUUUUUUUAAAUUUUCUUUUACUUUUACUUUACCAUUCUAAUCAUCAUUGUCCAUUGUUUGUAAAUGCAAGAUGUUACUUUCUUUCAUCUCAAGCUUUGAGUUUCUGAAUUGAGGAAAAUAAAGUAAAAGCAAAACAACAGG